Messenger RNA from Puccinia triticina, 486 nucleotides. RefSeq lists its product as uncharacterized. Bases 1 to 486 code for a protein of 161 amino acids. The record is from RefSeq and is a predicted model, not a curated record. The transcript has 3 exons. Gene Ontology annotation, cellular component: mitochondrial outer membrane. NCBI's taxonomy places the organism in Eukaryota, Fungi, Basidiomycota, Pucciniomycetes, Pucciniales, Pucciniaceae. Gene Ontology annotation, biological process: intracellular protein transport.
AUGGUCAAGAUCGAAGAAUUGAAACUGGACGACGGUGAUGACGGCUUUGUCACGGAGUCAGAUAGCUCAUCAGUCUCAGAUCCUUCAGAAGCUGAUCUAGCUGAUGACCGGUCCUCGGCGGAUUCGGAAGAUGAAGAACUGAAACGAUCGCUACAAAUGUAUCGGGCUGAGGACGAGACAAUUGCUGAUCGGAUAUACGCCCUGCGCGACAUCAUCAGACCAACGACGAGAGAAUCGAUCUGUCAGCGAUGGAAUUCGAUCUGGGAUAAGUCCACCUCAACAGGCAGGACACUCGGGAAUGUUGCCUGGGUAAUCACCACGAGUAUCAUUCUUGUCGGACUACCCAUGGCGCUAUCGAUCGAGGCCGAAAGUAUGCUCGUCUCCCACGAAAAGGAGAUGGAGAGGCAACGCCAGGGUCAAAACACUCUCACCACGGGCACAACCCCUAUUGGCGAUGCGAACCAGCCUCCUCCAGCCUUCUCGUGA